CGCACCUCGACGCGGGAACAAAUCGAGUAAACUCGGCCGAGACCGGACGAGAAAGAAGAAGCGUCGGGGGAAGGUGGGAAGAAGGAAGCGGCCGCCCAAAGCUAUCCAUCUCUCGUUCUCUCCGCGUCGCCUCCUCCAGCCCUCCUUCUUCUACCCCCUCCCCGUAGCUCAGUCCACCCGCACGCCAGGAAUCCCCUCGCGCUCGUCUCAGCUCAGAUUAAAGCACCGGCGGCAACUCUCUCUAUAUCUCUCUCGAUCUCGACGAAGCUUUUGGAGCUGAUGAGGAAUGAUACGAGUGAUGCCGCGAUGUGCGACGCGGCGGCGGCGAUGGCGGGGCUGGAACCGAGGUACAGAGGGGUGAGGAAGCGGCCGUGGGGGAGGUUCGCGGCGGAGAUCCGGGACCCGGCCAAGCGGGCGCGGGUGUGGCUCGGCACCUUCGCCUCCGCGGAGGCCGCCGCGCGCGCAUACGACGCCGCCGCGCGCGCGCUCCGCGGCCCGCUCGCCAUGACCAACUUCCCCCCCGCCUCCCUCCAUCUCCAUGGCGGCGCCGAGUACGUACGAGCGGCGGCGGCGGGGGCUGGGCCCGCGUGCAGCAGCAGCUCCACGGUCGAGUCCUUCAGCGGCCCUCGAGCGGCGGGGAAAUCGAGGCGGGUGGUGGUGCCGGUGCCGCGUGCGCCGGAGCCGGCCGGGUGCCAGAGCGACUGCGCGUCGUCGGCCUCCGUCGUGGACGACGGCGGCGAGGACGAGGCCGCGUCCGGCGGCGGCGUCCGGCCCCGCGCGCUGCUCGACCUCAACCUCCCGCCGCUGCCGGACCACGAUUUCUGCACGGAGCUCAGGCUCUGACGCGAUCCGCCGGGCUUUCUCUCUUCUGAUUAGAUACUGCACUAGCAGUAAUGCUUGUGUUGUUCAAGAGCGAUUGUACUGCACUAUUCUUUUAGUACGCAACAAGAAUGGCAAUUGAGGGCUAGGAUUUGCGCCAAAUUGUGCAGUUUUCAAGAGCUCGUUUUUGCUCUUUGCACGCCCUCUUGGAUAUACAUCUUCCUGCCCCCAUUCAAGUUUAUGAACCACGAGCGAGAAAUACGAAAGAUAUGGCUUAAAUUUUUCUUGGUGA
Molecule: messenger RNA, 1111 nt
Organism: Brachypodium distachyon (stiff brome)
Lineage: Eukaryota; Viridiplantae; Streptophyta; Magnoliopsida; Poales; Poaceae
Product: ethylene-responsive transcription factor 7
Exons: 1
Coding region: 280-843 (187 amino acids)
Biological process (GO): regulation of DNA-templated transcription
Molecular function (GO): DNA-binding transcription factor activity; DNA binding
Source: RefSeq, a predicted model, not a curated record